CAGAAGCAAGCUAAAGCCCCUGCUGGUUUUUGGAGAUGCUGAAGAUGUGGAGUGGGCUUCAGAGGAGACUGUGGCAAUAUCAGGUGGUACCAGCAGGGCAGUGCUUUCAGUAUCUGCACAUGAAAGUUGGAGACCGAGCGGAGCUCAGCAGAGCCUUCACACAGCAGGAUGUGGCUACCUUCUCAGAGUUAACGGGAGAUGCCAAUCCUUUGCACUUAAGUGAAGAUUUUGCAAAACACACCAAGUUUGGAAAGACAAUUGUGCAUGGAGUUUUGAUAAAUGGACUUAUUUCAGCUCUCCUGGGCACUAAAAUGCCAGGGCCAGGCUGUGUGUUUCUUUCCCAGGAAAUUAAAUUUCCUGCUCCUUUAUAUAUUGGAGAAAUGGUUUUAGCAUCUGCAGAAGUGAAAAGGUUGAAGCAGUCUGUUGCUGUUGUUGCAGUGUCCUGUUGUGUAAUAGAAAGUAAGAAGACAGUUAUGGAAGGCUGGGUGAAAGUUAUGGCCCCAGAAGCUCCUAGAUCCUGAAAUACAAAUUUAAAGUUAAUGUUAAAAAAAACCUGUACUCUUAUAAUCAAAUGACAUCUGGGGAGCUGGGCUGUUGCUCUUCAUGAAGGAAUGCUGGUACACCCAAAAGCUAUGUGUAGAAGGGGAAAUUUGCAGAUUGGUGUAUGAUUUGUCAAGACUUAAAUAUGUGCAAGAUCGCAUCAUCUAUCAAGGUUUGGAUUUCUUUCCAAUUAAAAAACAAUUGAG
Mastomys coucha (southern multimammate mouse) is the source of this 746-nucleotide messenger RNA. It is a transcript of the gene Htd2, whose product is annotated as hydroxyacyl-thioester dehydratase type 2. The coding region runs from base 36 to 521 and encodes 161 amino acids. Lineage: Eukaryota; Metazoa; Chordata; Mammalia; Rodentia; Muridae. The record is from RefSeq and is a predicted model, not a curated record. The transcript has a single exon.